Fimicolochytrium jonesii is the source of this 2445-nucleotide messenger RNA. Its product is annotated as glycosyltransferase like family 2-domain-containing protein. The transcript is spliced from 4 exons. Bases 417 to 2345 code for a protein of 642 amino acids. The record is from RefSeq and is a predicted model, not a curated record. NCBI's taxonomy places the organism in Eukaryota, Fungi, Chytridiomycota, Chytridiomycetes, Spizellomycetales, Powellomycetaceae.
CCGUAGUAUACCGUUCAGAAUACACAGUUGCCGCCCAGCCGGCCAAGCAAGUUCUUGGCAGACAUCCAGCGGCGCUGACCGGUGGUUGUGUGUCGACUUCCUUUCGAUAUUUGCCGCUUGCGGAGUUGUACAGUUUUGCUUUCAUUGCACAUCGAAAGUGUAAAAAUCUGUAGAUAGAUAUCCGCUCGGAAGACUCACUAUAUAGACUCUUUCAAGGCCGUAGCCUCGAAAACGUCGGUCUUGUUAGGCCGUCCAUCGUUCCGGAAAGUGCAAGUAAUAUCCCGCCGGCAGCCCAUAUAUAAUAUAGUGACCGACUUGAAUUCCGUGCACGUGUACAUUGACCACACCACAGCCAGUUCAACUUUGAGAGAGCGAUUGAGAAGCCAUUCGCUGGCCGCCAAGACGAGUAGCGAAGAAUGUUUUAUUUAACGAAAGAAACUCUGCCGAUCUACCUGCCUUUGGGGUUUAUCGGCAUUUACCGAUGGUUUUGGUUCUUCGUCAAGAUCCUGGCCUAUGUCCUUUACAAGCCACGAAAACCCCGUCGCCAUCCACGCUACACCGCAUCGCGAGACGUGACCAUCAUCGUCCCCACGAUCGACUCUGGCGACGAGAUCCGGAUCGCCAUCCGCACAUGGCUCGCCAACGAUCCAUUCGAGAUCAUCUUCAUCACAAUUCCCUCAGCUCAGCCAGCGCUCGAGAGGCUCGCGCGGGAGGUCGAUCCGGACGGGCGAUGCGUGCAUGUGAUAUGUGUGCAGAAGCCGAACAAGCGAAAUCAGAUGGUGGCGGGAGUCAACCGCGUGAGGACUCCGAUUACGGUGUUUUGCGAUGAUGAUGUGAUUUGGCCUGAGACGAUGCUGACAUGGAUGCUGGCGCCGUUUGAGGAUAGGAUGAUGGGCGGCGUUGGUACCUCGCAAAGAGUCUUGCCUCAACACAAAUACAUGACAAUCUGGGAGAUUUUGGCUGCUUUCCGAAUCUCGCUGCGAAAUAUAGAGAUCACGGCUACUACCUACAUUGACGGCGGCGUCUGCUGUCUUUCCGGCCGCACAGCCGCCUACCGAACCUGCAUGCUCCGCGACCCCGACUUCCAAUGGUCCUUCACACACGAGUUCUGGCGGGGCAAAUACCACCAGCAUAGCGGCGACGACAAGUUCCUAACGCGCUGGGUACACUCCCACAACUGGAAGACCUACAUCCAAGCCUGUCCCGAAGCCGAGCUGGAAUCGACCUUCAAGGACAACUGGCGGUUUCUGAAACAGUUGCUGCGGUGGACGAGAAAUACGUGGAGGAGCGAUACGAGGAGUCUGUUCACCGAAAGAUUUGUGUGGACUCGCCAUCCGUUUGUUGCGUUUACGAUGCUCGACAAGUUCUUCAAUCCUAUCACGUUGCUCGCCGGACCCGUCACGGUGGUGUAUCUCCUCAUCCGGUCCGAGAGGGACCAUGUCGAUGACCAACCGGCGACAUGGGUCAUCCUUAUCAGCUACCUCUCAUGGCUUCUUAUCACGCGCGUUAUCAAGUACAUGCCGCACUUCGUACGUCGUCCGCAGGACGUGUUCGUCGUGCCGAUUUGGGUUUUAUUCAACAUCUACUUUGCAGUCAUGAAGGUGUAUUGCCUCUUUACGCUGCACGUUACGGAUUGGGGGACGCGAGAUGGUGCAGAAGAUGGCAAGGGGCAGGGAGAAGAGAUUGACAUUUACCGCCCGAAAUGGAUGCAUCCGGCAGCGGGAUGGGGCAGGUCCCCGUACGAUGAUAGUGACUUCAACGCGACAGAGGGUGAAAGCAGCCAUGUGACGACGAUCGUGGCGAUGGAGGAAGGAGAUGGCGAAAACAUCCCACCCCCGCCAUUGCCGUCGCGAAUUGAAAGACCUACGAGCUCCGAUCUGCGGCGACAACCUACCAUUCCUCGCGGCAGUGGGCGGAGCAGUUUGGAUUACAGGAAAAAUGGCAUGCCGCCUUUUACGGCUCUGCCACCACCUCCACCUGCACACACACGAGAAGCGUUAGUUAGACAGCCGUCGAAUCAACAGGACCUUCACAAACCGUGGAUGAGUCCUCCGCCCGGUACUGGAGGCGCCGAUUCGGCAAACUCAUCUGUCAAUCUUUCGAUCAUGACCGACUACAGCCCUUCCCGCCCGGUCAAGGGGAUCAACGGUGACAAACGAAGUCUUUCGAGUUCCGAUUCACAACGAACGAUAGCCAUGAAAGAUGAGGAUAAGCUUCCACCAGCCGAUGUAGUUAUGCCGGUUCCACCAAGACGAUCGCCUCCGAAUGACAUCCGCGAAAGUCUUUGGAGCGUCGUUGAUAUAUCUAAGGCGCCUGAUGGAGCGCAGGACAGUCGGAGGAACUGAUACAGCGAUCUGACGAGAAUGGGGACAUAGAGUGGGGACAGGUGUCCUGUGUAAAGUUGUAAUUUUGGUUGUCGCCAUGAGGUGACAUGUAAUUCUCAAU